Molecule: messenger RNA, 1297 nt
Organism: Macrobrachium nipponense
Lineage: Eukaryota; Metazoa; Arthropoda; Malacostraca; Decapoda; Palaemonidae
Gene: Tcs3
Product: tRNA N6-adenosine threonylcarbamoyltransferase-like
Exons: 3
Coding region: 165-1172 (335 amino acids)
Biological process (GO): tRNA threonylcarbamoyladenosine modification
Cellular component (GO): EKC/KEOPS complex; cytoplasm
Source: RefSeq, a predicted model, not a curated record
CGAAUAAGGGAAAUUAACUAUAUCAUAAUUCUAAUGUGGAUUUCUCCUUCAGUAAAAUUGUUGUCAUCGUACAGUAAUUUUAUACUGAAAUUGCACGAUAGUCUUGAUCGACGUUUCAUGGCUGUAAACAUUCACAACGAGAGUUAAGAAACAGUGGAGUAAAAAUGGUAAUAGUCAUUGGUCUUGAAGGAAGUGCCAAUAAAAUUGGCAUUGGUAUAAUAGAGGAUGGCAAAGUUCUUGCAAAUCCCAGAAAGACAUAUAUUACACCACCUGGACAAGGAUUUAUUCCUCAUGAUACAGCUAAACAUCACCAGGCUCAAGUAUUAGAUGUUCUGCACCAAGCCCUUUCGCAAGCUAAUGUCAAACCUCAGGAUAUUGAUGCCAUAGCCUAUACAAAAGGUCCUGGGAUGGCAGCACCCCUAAUCAGUGUAGCAGUUGUUGCUAGAACAAUAGGACAGUUAUGGGAUAAGCCUAUUGUUGCUGUAAAUCACUGCAUAGGACAUAUUGAAAUGGGCCGUCUUGUCACUGGGGCAGAUAAUCCCACAGUUCUUUAUGUAAGUGGUGGAAAUACACAGAUUAUUGCAUAUUUAGAGAAAAGGUAUAGAAUUUUUGGGGAGACCAUUGACAUGGCGGUAGGGAAUUGUUUAGACAGAUUUGCCCGUAUUUUGAAGUUAUCAAAUGACCCAAGCCCAGGCUAUAACAUUGAACAAAUGGCAAAGAAAGGUAAGAAGUAUUUCCCUUUGCCUUAUGGUGUUAAAGGCAUGGAUGUUUCAUUUUCAGGCAUGCUCACAUUUCUUGAAGAACGUACAGAGAAGCUCCUGAAAACUGGACAGUAUACUAAAGCUGAUCUUUGCUUUUCUCUGCAAGAAACUGUGUUUGCAAUGUUAGUAGAAACUACUGAACGAGCAAUGGCCCAUUGUGGAUCCCAGGAAGUCUUGAUCUGUGGCGGGGUUGGUUGUAACCUCAGGCUUCAAGAGAUGAUGAGUAAAAUGUGUGAGGAAAGAGGUGGUAAAUUGUAUGCAACAGAUGAAAGCUUCUGUAUAGAUAAUGGAGCCAUGAUUGCUCAAGCUGGAUAUUUAAUGUUUAAGUCAGGCAUAAGAACACCAUUGGCUGACACAUGGGUCACUCAGAGAUACAGGACAGAUGACGUCCCAGUUACUUGGCGUGAUUGAUGUUUAUGGAACCAAAGGCUUUGAUAGGUUACAUGUGAAACAAGUUUGUGAUUUCUGAUGUGUUUAAGUUGUGAUAAGAUCCUAAUUGUUGUUAAAGAGUUUUUAAUGAAAAUAGAAAGUUAGAA